CACUCAUUCCAAAAUCCAUUCACAAUACACACGAACGAGAGGAUGGCUUCAGAACCCAGUCUUUGCGGCAACGGCUGCGGAUUCUACGGCUCUCCUCAAACCAACAACCUCUGCUCCAAGUGCUACAAGGACUCCCAGAAGAACCAACAACCCAAACCCCCCGUCGCCGCCGUUUCUUCAACCGCCGCCGCCACAGACGUCGUCUUCUCCUCCCAGCUGGCGGCAGCUAAGUCGGACUCGGCCACGGAUAACAGCGGCGGCGGGGUGAAUAAUAAGGGGAAGAGCCGGUGCAAGGCGUGCAACAAGAAGGUCGGCCUGCUGGGUUUCGCCUGCCGGUGCGGCGACGUGUUCUGCGGGUCCCACCGGUAUGCCGAAGAGCACGGGUGCAGCUUCGACGUCAAGGGAAUAGCGCGCGAGAUUUUGAUCAAGCAGAACCCGCUCUGCAAGGGCGAUAAAUUGGAAUUCAGGAUUUGAAUAACACACGAAUACACGGUAGGUUAGGUUAUUAGAUUUCGAUUUCAAAAGAUUAGUUUACAUAAUUGUAUUGAAUUAAUUAAAUCGGUCCUUUAAGGUAUGUAUACAGUUUGAUCAGCUUAUCAUUGUCGUUUCGUGUUCUUGUCCUCGUACCUUGUCGCGGAAUGUCGUAACUCGCGCGAAGCGGGUAUUAAACCAAGUAUUGUAAU
Molecule: messenger RNA, 683 nt
Organism: Linum trigynum
Lineage: Eukaryota; Viridiplantae; Streptophyta; Magnoliopsida; Malpighiales; Linaceae
Source: the annotation of a GenBank genome assembly